UCGAACGAAUUUCAUCUUGACCAUUACAAUGACUUCCCCUUUUGUAUUGUUGUUUACCUUGAUCGCUUAUUGUCAAGCGUUUACUAUUGACCAGUGUCCAUCUUUUAAAGGUGAAAAAGUAGCUAUUGGAAUCGAUGAAAAGUAUUGUUAUAUUUUUUUCGAUAGAAAGUUAACUUUCAGUGAUUCAAUCGAAUUCUGUAGUGCUCGAAAUGGCCAAAUUCCUUAUUCGCUAACUCGAGAUUCUCCUUUACUUUAUAAUAAUAUUCGAAUACUCAAUGAAUUAGAAAAAAGUGACAUCAAAUGGGUCAAUUUCUGGACUCAAGGAAUAUCCAAUUGUGGUAAACUCAAUGUUCUAAGUGGAAAAUUAACUCAUGAAGUUUCGUGUUCUGGUACAAGACAAGUUGCUUGUCAGUUCGAACCAACCUCACAAUGGUCAUCUCCAUCUUCACCUCCGCUACCUCACCGAUUAAGCUUGCAAAAUACUGGAAUUUACAUAAUUUUCGUAAUGGCCAUUUCAAUGAUAAUCUGUGAGAUUUUAGUUCGAUCCCAACCAGCGAGUAUUAAAUUAAAUGGUCCUGACGGUGUGGAGAUCAAACUGAACAUCGAUAUUGAAACUCUUCGAUAUGUAACUCGAAAAUUGGACUCUAAGAAUAUAACUGUUUCUAUCUCUUCAAACUCGGACGGAAUCAGAAAUGAAAUCGAGGUCAAUUCCGUCAAAAUAGAUUCUAAUUAAGAGACACAACCGAUUUAUUGACAAGAAAAUAAAGUUCAUCGAUGAGAAGUAUUUCUAAAUUGUUCAUGUUUAAUUUCAUCUCUGCCUAAGGAACUUUUCCCAAUAUUAGAAU
This is a messenger RNA of Panonychus citri (citrus red mite), 845 nucleotides long. RefSeq lists its product as uncharacterized. Bases 29 to 733 code for a protein of 234 amino acids. NCBI's taxonomy places the organism in Eukaryota, Metazoa, Arthropoda, Arachnida, Trombidiformes, Tetranychidae. The record is from RefSeq and is a predicted model, not a curated record. The transcript has 2 exons.